Molecule: messenger RNA, 2378 nt
Organism: Chlorocebus sabaeus (green monkey)
Lineage: Eukaryota; Metazoa; Chordata; Mammalia; Primates; Cercopithecidae
Source: RefSeq, a predicted model, not a curated record
GUGAACCGAGAUCGUGCCACUGCACUCCAGCCUGGAAGACAAGGGCAAGCCUCCGUCUCAAAAGAAAAACACUCAUACCUCAAACGAGAAAAUGCUUGCAAAUAACCUGAAACCGCGGAACACUAUUCUUUUUAAAACGAUGUUUUAAGUAGGUCGUGAAAGUGGCCUUAAUGUUAUACUGCCUUAUUCCAGUGACAAGUAUUCAUCAUGUGUAAAAUGGGAGAAAUGAAAUGUUAUUAACACAAAGAUGUGAGACAUCGAUGAGAAGAGACGGUACCCUGUCUGAUCCCCCACCGGGUCGCGAGGAUCCUUUUCCUGGUUGAGACCUGGCCACAGCGAAAGAACCCUAGGCCCGGGAAGGACUCCCGAGAUUUCAGAUCCAGGGCCCGGCUGUGCAAGUGGACAGCGCGGAAGGGGCGCUGGGGGUGGUAGGUCGAAAGUAGCCGACACGGCUCCUGCUGGCAGAAUCUGUCCUCUUACGCGGACCGCCGCCGCAUACCCGCCCCAGCCAGUCUGUCCUUUCCGGAAGUUCACCUCCCUAAAUUCUUUUUCCGGUUCCGCUUACUCCUUCCGGUCACCAUGGCGACCAGGCGCCUUGGGGUCGGGGAGACGCUGGGGGCCCUCAACGCGGCCCUGGGGCCUGGCAAUCCGGUAUGGAUCAAGGAGACGCGCACCCGCCACCUGCGUUCCCGAGACUUUCUGGCACCGCACCGCGCGCUGCAGGCGCGCUUCGAUGACGGCCAGGUGCCCGAGCAUUUGCUCCAUGCCCUCGCCUGCCUGCAGGGUCCCGGUGUGGCCCCGGUGCUGCGCUGCGCGCCGACUCCCGCGGGUCUGUCUCUCCAACUGCAGCGGCCCGCGGUCUUCAAGCGCGUCCUCAGCACCGUAGCCGCCUAUGCCUCGCCAGCCUUGCCUGCCUUGCCGGGCCAGCGCGUCUUACUACACUGCCCAGCCCUGCGCAGCUCCCCUUGCGCACUCCGCUUGAGCCAGCUGCGUACGGUGCUCGUGGCUGAUCACCUGGCGCGAGCUCUGCGCGCUCACGGGGUGUGCGUGCGCCUAGUGCCAGCUGUGCAGGAUCCGCACAUGCUGACCUUCCUGCAGCAACUGCGGGUGGACUGGCCCGCUGCCUCGGAGAGAGCUUCCCCCCACACCCUGAGGAGCCACGCCCUUGAAGAACUUACCUCUGCUCAUGAUGGGAGGACACUGUCCCCUGGCAUCCUAGGCAGACUGUGUCUGAAGGAGCUGGUGGAAGAACAGGGCCGUACAGCUGGCUAUGACCCCAACCUGGACAACUGUCUGGUGACUGAGGAUCUCCUGUCUGUGCUAGCUGAGCUGCAGGAGGCUCUAUGGCAUUGGCCAGAGGACAGCCACCCAGGCCUGGCUGGGUCCCCAGAUACUGGUACAGACAGCUGCCUGGUUGUACAUGUUGUUAGCUGUGAGGAGGAGUUCCAGCAACAGAAGUUGGACCUGCUUUGGCGGAAGUUGGUUGACAAGGCUCCACUCAGACAGAAGCACCUGAUCUGUGGCCCUGUGAAAGUAGCUGGUGCACCUGGCCCUCUGAUGACUGCCCCUGAGUACUACAAGUUCCGGCAUGCCCAGGUGUGCAAGGCCUCAGCACUGAAGCAUGGUGGGGAUCUGGCCCAAGACCCAGCCUGGACAGAGAUCUUUGGUGUUCUCUCUGUGGCCACCAUCAAGUUUGAGAUGCUGAGCACAGCCCCACAGAGUCAGCUCUUCCUGGCUCUGGCUGACAAGAACAUCUCCACAAAGGGCACAAAGAGUGGCACCUUUGUCAUGUAUAAUUGUGCCCGUCUUGCCACACUCUUUGAGAGUUACAAGUGUAGUAUGGAACAAGGUCUGUACCCCACUUUUCCUCCUGUGAGCAGUCUGGACUUCUCACUACUACAUGAUGAGGUGAGUGUCCCUCCCGGUAGCUGGCACAAAGGAAGCCUGGACUUCCCCUCCCAGCACCUUUCUCCCCCACAGGGUGAGUGGUUGUUGCUCUUCAACAAUAUCCUCCCCUUUCCGGAUCUGCUGAGCCAGACAGCAAUGCUGGACUGCACAGCCCCAGGGCUCCACAUCACUGCACGCACAGAGAUGAUGUGCAAGUUCCUGGUACAGCUCAGCAUGGAUUUCAGCUCCUACUACAACCGAGUACACAUCCUAGGGGAGCCUCGACCACACCGCUUUGGUCAGAUGUUCGUCCGCCUGCAGCUUCUGAGGGCUGUGCGUGAGGUGCUCCAUACUGGCCUGGCUAUGCUGGGUCUCCCUCCACUGAGCCACAUCUAAGGCCACAGAGGCUCCAAUAUUUGGGAAUGUUCACAAAGUCAUCAACUGGAAAAAAAGCAAAAACCCACGGCCAAAAUAAAUUGGUACUGUUACAA